This is a messenger RNA of Stylophora pistillata, 1578 nucleotides long. Its product is annotated as polycystin-1-like protein 2. Lineage: Eukaryota; Metazoa; Cnidaria; Anthozoa; Scleractinia; Pocilloporidae. The record is from RefSeq and is a predicted model, not a curated record.
GAUCCUUACUGAGUUUUCACCAAGUGGUGUUGUGGUCUCUAAUCACGUGAUUUAUACCAUGCACAUAUAUGACAUCGGAGGAGGCUACAGUGCUGUUACCGUUACUUGUCAAUUGUUACUGGUGGCUUAUAUUACAUACUUUGUUGUCAAGGAAACGAAAAAGGUCAUAACAGGUUUUCGAAUGUAUUUCUCUCAGUUUCUAAACUGGGUUGAAGUUACACAAACUUUUGCGGUCAUUGGCUUUCUUAUUUCUCACAUUAUGAAAGAAACACAGCUCUUUGCUACCACAGCAAAACUCAGAAAAAAUACUUUUCAGUUUAUCAGUUUUGAUAAAGGCGUUCUUCUGCAAGACCUGGAAACGGUAUUAAUAUCGUUGCUGAUAUUCUUGAACACUUUGAAGUUGCUCUACUUGCUCAAAUUGAAUUCUCACGUGAGGCAUUUAUUUUAUGUGAUGAAAGGAUCUGCUCGGGAACUCGCUCACUGCUCGGUUGCAUUCGCUGUCUUCAUGUUUGGAUGUAUCCAUGUAGGAUAUCUUCUGUUUGGAAGCGAACUUUACUCCUUUUCUUCGCCUUUCAACAUUCUGCAGUCUCUUCUAGUCGAAGGAGUCGUCGGUGGCAGAGUCGACUAUUUUAACGAUUGUUGCACAAUCAUUGGCCCCGUGUACGUUACGGCGAUAAAAAUGGCAGUGAAUCUCAUAUGCAGCAAUAUCUUCAUUUCGGUUCUUGUUUAUAACUAUGGCCGCAUCAGGGAACUCUCCAAAGGGAAAUUUGAUCUUGGACAUUUCAUGGUGGUGAAAGUGAAGGAACUACUGGGUUGUGUAGGCGAUCGUCCGAGAGCGAGCGAAGGCAUCUCUGGGCAUGAUCCACCGAGCACGGAGAUCGAGGAGGAUAUUCUUCCUGAGGCAGCUGAGAUAUUGGCGAGUUUGGAUCGGAUUAAUCACCUUUUAAAUGUUCAAUACGCCGACGAAUUUUGUGAAGAUCUUGAACUAUUUUCUUUGUGGUUUGAUCUUUAUAUGCAAGCCAAGAAAUCCAAGGAUUUGCAAGAAAAUCGGGUCGAUGCACAAGACAAUCAUGAGGCUGUUGUAGAAGAAGAUUGGGUGGAUGCACAAGAUUAAAAUAUGAUCUCCUUCUGCAGGAUGGGCUAUUGAUAAAUGACUUGCCUAAAAAGACUGAUCAUCGAAAACUACUGACUCGAUUUAGUUUGACUUUGAACGCUUUCAGAGGUAAAAAGAAAAACUGUACGUAUGAAGGAGGCAUCAUUGUCUCGUUAACUUUGGAGCAAUUUUAGUCAUUUUCCUCCUAAGACAUUCAUAAAGGACUGCUUUAAAUUGUACGCAGUUAUUAGAUUUUACUUCGCCAUUUCGUUAAUGGCUUCUUUAGCAGCUCAAGGCUUUUACUGUAGUUCAAUAUUUGCUUUUGCGAGAACUUCAAUUAUAACUUUUUUGGACCUUCACCAAUCACACCUACCAGGCCUUAGAAACUUACACGGCUUAGGUGAUUAACAUUUAGUCAGUUGAUUCUUUAAUUUACUUAUAGCAUUCUCAAGUCAUUUUGAUGUGGUUAUUCUUUUCAACGUUCU